Molecule: messenger RNA, 1116 nt
Organism: Ectocarpus sp. CCAP 1310/34
Lineage: Eukaryota; Phaeophyceae; Ectocarpales; Ectocarpaceae
Source: the annotation of a GenBank genome assembly
UAUUCGCACCCCUGCCUGCUAGACCCUACUCUUUCUUCCCUGCUUCAGGUAUGGCUCUGUCACUUGUGGGAGACUAUGGGGGUUCGGGUUCUUCUUCUGAGGAGUCAGAGGAGGAGCCAGAGGAGGAGCAAAAGCCGAAGAAACCUCAGGUCUCCCUCCCGUCAGCCGCGGAUCUGUUCGACAGCGUAGACACGAGCUCCUCCUCCUUCCUGUCCGCCCCGGCGGCAUCAGCAGCGGACGCCCCGCUCACAACACCCAAGCGCAAGAAAACAGAUGGCGGCAGCAGUAGCAACGUGAAGAGCAAGGACUCGAAGGGGGGGGCGGGGAGCGCGAACAAGGGCCUGGUUCCCCCGCAGAUGUCUCGGCCGAACAUCGUCACGGAGGACUCUGCCUUGUGGUCCUCGGACGCGUCGAGGAAGCGGCAACGGCAAGGCGAGGCGGAGAGGAGAGGGGCCGCGGCCGCGGCUGCGGGGGGAGCGGGCAAGGGAAAAGGUGGGGGCGCGAAAGAACUGACGUUCAAGCAGAGAGAGAAGGCAAAGCGAGACAAGGGGCAGGCGUCGCGAGGCAAGAGCUACGUUGAGGAGGAGAAGCGGUUGCUGAGAGAACUCGGCUCGUCAUAGCGGCUGGCUCUCUCCCGUGUUUCCCCCAUUAAAGAUUCAGUAAACCACCACCGGUCGAAAUCCGUACGCGAGUACGCGCGUUUUGGAGGGCUCGCCCUCCACGUGAGCGCCUUUUUCGCGCUGUUUAUACAUUGCCGCAGGUUUCAGCAGCAAGUCAGCGAAGUUGUGCUGUUUCGCCUGAAUGUUGCAUUUCAUUUCGUAUGGGUCGUCGUAAGUCGCUACCAAAUAAGCCGGUCGCCCCGGUGGUCUAGUGGUAUCCUCGGAAACCGCUAAUCGCAGAUGUCGUGAGGUCGAAUCCCCAUGGGGUGAAAAACUUUCUAAAUUUGCGGGUGGGAGCGAAAUAUAGCUAAAAAAGCUCUCGUGAGUAUCAACGUUAGCACCGUUGAGAAGGGAAAGGGACGGCUGGGCCCUUCUCGCGAUAAAAAAUAAAAAUGCUGCAUGGAUGGCAAGAGGAAGGUAGGGCAUGAAAAUAUAUAAAAAGAAGAAAAAAGCCCUG